This is a messenger RNA of Cloeon dipterum, 864 nucleotides long. Its product is annotated as 60S ribosome subunit biogenesis protein NIP7 homolog. Gene Ontology annotation, biological process: ribosomal large subunit biogenesis; ribosome assembly. The transcript has 4 exons. Gene Ontology annotation, cellular component: preribosome, large subunit precursor; nucleus; nucleolus. Gene Ontology annotation, molecular function: RNA binding. The record is from RefSeq and is a predicted model, not a curated record. The coding region runs from base 108 to 650 and encodes 180 amino acids. Lineage: Eukaryota; Metazoa; Arthropoda; Insecta; Ephemeroptera; Baetidae.
UUUGGUAGCGGUGGCUUUGUUUUCGUCGCAUGUUAGAUUCCUGAGUUGCUUGGCCUGCUAAAAGUAUUUGCUUAAUUUUUAAUAAACUGUAUAUUCUCAACUGAACAAUGAAGAUUUUAAGUGACGAGAGAACGAAAAGUGUCUUUGAAAAACUGGCAAAAUUCAUUGGAGGCAACAUCAAAUUGCUGAUUGACAGACCGGAUGGGAAGUAUUGCUUCAGAGAGCACAAGGACAGAGUUUAUUACAUGUCACAAGCCAUUCUGGACCUGGCCUUAUCAUGCAACAAAGAGCAACUAAUUUGUGCUGGGACGUGCUUCGGAAAGUUUACAAAAACAAACAAGUUCAGGUUGCACAUUACAGCACUAAACUAUUUAGCUCCAUACGCCCAGUAUAAAAUCUGGCUCAAGCCGAGUGCGGAACAGCAGUUUCUGUAUGGCCACCAUGUGCUCAAAUCGGGCAUGGGUAGGAUCACAGAAAACACUCCAAAAAAUCAGGGCGUAGUGAUUUUUUCUAUGAAUGACAUGCCACUGGGCUUUGGAACGUCAGCAAAGGCGACAGCAGACUGCAAGCACGCAGACCCCAUUGCAAUCGUGUGCUUUAACCAAGGAGACAUCGGUGAAUACAUUCGAAAUGAGGACACUUUGAUUUAAUUCUAAAACACGUAAUACAGCUGCUACUCAUAAGCCUGUGGGUACGUGGAGCCGUUAAUACUUCAACCACAAGACUUGAAAAAAGACGAAUAAUUGCACUACUAAAAAACGCAUUUCUGUCACGGCUCCACGUACCCACAAGCUAAAGUAUUGAAUGUUUAUGGAGACCCUUUCUUUCAGUACUAAUGUGGAAUAAAGUUAAUUUUCCGUAUAA